CGUGCCCCCCCCGAGAGCGGCAGCGCCGCGGCGCCGCGGCGAGGCCGCCGCCUGCCGCGAUGUGCCGCGGCCGGCGCCCUCCGCGCAACGAAGCGCCCCGCUGACCGGCCGAGGCACCACCAUGCGGCCCCGCUGCGCGGGCGGCGGCGCGGCCGAGACCCUGCUCGACGCGGCACGCCAGGCCCCGGCGCCGUCGGCGCUGUCGCUCAGCACCUGGGGCACCCUGGGCGCGCGGGACGCGGCGAGCGCCUGCAGCACCAGCGAGACGCUGGGCGGCGCGCCCGCGGCGAAGCUCCAGGCGGGCGGCUCCUACUUCGAGGCCGCGGCGGGGACGGCGAGGCCGUACCUGCCCGCGCCCUCGGAGCGCGGCGCGGCGGACGCGCUGGAGUUCCUUCGGGAGCCCCCUCGGGACGUGGGCCGGGAGCCGGGCGGGCCCCCCGUGUCGGAGCGCGGCAACGGAGGAGGCGCGCCCCCGGGCCCGCGCCGGGAGCCGCCGCGGGAGCCGCUGCGGAUGCUGGAUCUUGAGCGGGCGGAGGCGCUGGCCGAUGAGGAGGGGUGGGCCGACGGGGAGCCAGGCGGCGGCUCCGGAGAGCGUGAGCCGCUGCUGCGGGGGCCGCAGGGCCAGGCUUCCUCGAAGUGCCAGGCAGCGCGCGCGCAGCUCGAGUCGACGUCCGCGGCGGCCCUGGCGUGCCUCGCGCUGUUCGUCGGCAUGCUCAUGUGGAGGCUGCAGACCGACGAGACUCGGAGGCUGCCCCUGAUCGUCGACUUCGUUCCCCUGUUCGCCCUGCCCUGUCUGGUCUACCUGCUGGCCGUGCACUUCGUGGUGCGCCACGUCUCCCCGAAGGCCGCUCUGGCGCGGUGGGUCGUGCUCGCCGCCGGCUUCGUCCUCGCGAUCGCCCUCCAGGCGCUGUCCAUCUGCGUCUUCCUGAGGGCCACCGACGCGGUGGGGUGCUCGUGGGUCGCCGCGCUCACCCCCCUCUGGGCCACGCUGGCCUUCCUGCAGCUGCUCCUCUGCUUCCUCGUUCCCGGCUUCAUGCUCUCCCGCGCGCUGGAGCACCUCGCCGUGGCCCUCGCGGCGCUCUGGGCCUCGGCGCUGUCCCUGCUGCUGGCCGCCCUGAAGCUCGACGGCCAGGCCGAGGUCGCGUGGUGGGCCGCCCUGCUGCCGCUGGGCUUCGUGCUCAGCUCGCGGAUGGCCGUCCGCUCGCUGGAAGGCAGCCCUGGGGCCGCGCUGCCGGACGCCGCGGGACUCAUUGCCGCCGCGAACCUGGCAUUGAGGCAGGACGGCGUCGUGGAGCUGCCCUGGGCGGCGGUGCUGCUCCCCGUCCUCGCGCUGCUGUGCCACGCCGCGCGGUGCUCCGCUGCCGCGGGCCGCGCGCGGGCCUGCCACGGUGCGCUCUGAGGCGCGGCGCGCGGGGCGCGCGCGGGGCCGCCGCACCCGGGAGCCCUUGUCCUCCUCCUCCUCCCUCCCUCCCUCCCUCCCUCCCUCCGAAGCGCGCGCCAGAAAGGCGCCUAGCCCUUGGCGCUGCUCGCGCAGAGCGGGAGCGGGGCCCCUGCCCCAGCCGCC
This is a messenger RNA of Prorocentrum cordatum, 1564 nucleotides long. NCBI's taxonomy places the organism in Eukaryota, Dinophyceae, Prorocentrales, Prorocentraceae. The record is from the annotation of a GenBank genome assembly.